Rubroshorea leprosula is the source of this 2056-nucleotide messenger RNA. The record is from the annotation of a GenBank genome assembly. NCBI's taxonomy places the organism in Eukaryota, Viridiplantae, Streptophyta, Magnoliopsida, Malvales, Dipterocarpaceae.
UCUUGAACACAGAAACAAAUCCCUAUUAUUAUCUAAAUAAAAUAAUACCUUUUUAUACUAUGAUUGCUAUAUAAAUCCCUAUACAAAAACUAUUGUUUUGUCACUUUCCAAAGAACAGUUCAGUGGUUAAUCUUGCUAGUGCAAAGGCUAGAUCAACAAGGCGUUUCAUUGUAUCCUACGGGCAUUUCAGCUUACUCCCUUUUGCAUACCACAUCUGGUUAUGGUGAAAUUAGCCUAAAGGAAAGUGGCAUUUUCAAGCUGGCCUUGAAGCCAAUGAUAUGUUUUCUAACCCCCAAUUUCCAACAUUUGAAGCUCAAAUGAGAAUGAAUGAGUACCAUUUCAAGCUAAAUUGGAGCAAAUUUGUCUUGGUUAUAUUCUGUAUAAACCAAGAUAUUUAGAUUCAUGAUUUUUUCUUGGGUCUGUAGAAUUUAGUGAUAAUUCUGCUGUUACUUUUGUGAAAAAGGCUGCUGCUUUAAAUCUGAAAUGGUUCCUUUUGUUUUUGCUUCUAUUUAUUCCUACGCAUUCUAUUCAGUUGAUCACCAAGGAGGAAGGCUUGGAGCUUUAUGAAGAUAUGAUUUUGGGAAGAGCAUUUGAGGACAUGUGUGCUCAGAUGUAUUUCAGGGGAAAGAUGUUUGGUUAUGUUCACUUGUACAAUGGUCAAGAGGCUGUUUCGACUGGGUUUAUUAAGCUCUUGAAGAAGGAGGAUUCUGUGGUCAGCACGUAUCGUGGUCAUAUGCAUGCCCUAAGUAAGGGUGUCCCUGCUCGUGCUGUGAUGAGUGAGCUCUUUGGUAAGACCACUAGAUGCUGCCGAGGCCAAGGUGGGUCUAUGCACAUGUUUUCAAGGGAACACAAUUUGCUUGGUGGGUUUUCAUUUAUUGGGGAGGGGAUUCCAGUGGCCACUGGUGCUGCAUUCACAUCCAAGUAUAGGAGAGAGGUCUUGAAGGAGGCAGAUUGUGAUCAUGUAACAUUGGCAUUUUUCGGGGAUGGAACUUGUAACAAUGGGCAGUUCUUCGAGUGUUUGAACAUGGCAGCAAUAUGGAAGUUGCCAAUUGUGUUUGUUGUGCAAAAUAAUUUGUGGGCCAUGGCGAUGUCUCAUCUGAGGGCAACUUCUGAUCCUCAGAUUUAUAAGAAGGGACCAGCUUUUGGAAUGCUCGGCAUUCAUGUCGAUGGGAUGGAUGUUUUGAAGGUGAGGGAAGUGGCGCAGACAGCAAUUGCAAGGGCUAGAAGUGGAGAAGGUCCAACAUUGGUGGAAUGCGAGACAUAUAUGUUUCGCGAACACUCAUUGACUGGCCCUGAGGAGCUUUGUGAUCCUGCUGAGAAAGCUCACUAUGCCGCUAGAGAUCCCAUUGCUGCAUUGAAAAGGUACUUGAUUGAGAACAAUCCGGCCAGUGAAACAGAGUUAAAGGCCAUAGAUAAGAAGAUAGAGGAGUUAGUGGAAGAUGCUGUUGAGUUUGCUGAUGAAAGCCCUCAUCCACCUCGGAACCAGCUACUUGAAAAUGUGUUUGCAGAUCCAAAAGGUUUUGGAAUUGGACCUGAUGGCCGAUACAGAUGUGAGGAUCCAAAAUUCAUGGAAGGCACUGCUCAAUGUAAGAAGAGAGGAAUUGAGAGAGGACCUGGAGGAGGAGGAGAGACGCCCGGAGAUCCCUCCUUUGGUGAGGGUAUAAUAUCUCCAAUUUUCGAAUCUGCUCUUCCAUUGGCUUCUUGCCAGUUCCCCAAGAAGUUCACCAAGUAUCUCACAUCUGCUGAUGAAGCCCAUGACAGGGAUGUCUCUAUCCACUGGCAACCUUACUUUAGCUUGGAGAGCCUACUUUCAGAAGAGCCUUUGCAAUCAUCACUUGACCUUAUAGCUGGACAAAGCAGCAGUCAUCAUGCAGAGAUGGAAAAAGGUAGGCAAGUCAAGGAGCUAAAGGGGCAGGGAAGAUUACCUUAAAAACCCAAGUAUACACAGUGAGUUCUGGAAAUACCUCACUUAAAUUUGCUAUUAUCUCCCAAUUGAGGAAUGCUUUUGUGGGCAAGGAGAAACAGUUGAAUACAUCAAUGAAGUAAAAUAUUUGCU